UGGUGUAUAAUUCUUGUUCGAAUAAAAAGACCGCCUGCAAAAUAACCGUCAACAUUCCGUUUAACGAAGUCAUCAUCGAAACUGAAAGAGUGUUCCUGCUGGUUACAGGCACAAAUCCACUCAGUUUUAUAAAAAGGAUACGGUCAUUCAGUGCUGAAGUUCGAACGGAUUGAGGAUACUCCCUAUCUAAUUGCUGAGAAAGAUACGAUCCUUAGUAUAUAAUAGUUAAAAAAGUGCUUUAUACUGAGUUUUGAAUUGGAAGUACCCAGAUAGUGUGAGAGCUUGCAUAAAGGAGAUUUUAAACGCUCAUUGUUCUUUCCUCCUCUGAGUGGUGUUUUGUGCUAAGGAACAGUUCAAGCCCUGCUAAUCCGUUUUCAUCCUCAAUCCCAUUCGCAUCUACCUCUUAACUUAGGGGAGAACCAGAAUUUCAACCACUCAAUAUAAAAUCAAGUGAAAUUAAGAAAAGGACGUGCAAAUAGUGAACAUCACAAAAAGAUACUUCCAAACUGAACAUCUAAUAACAGUGCCAAGAGCAGGUCCUUUUUGCUUUAGUACUUUGUUUUCAACUUUGCUAGUUUAGAAGGAAAGAAUUCGCCUUUUUCACUGAAGGACAAUUGAAGCAAUUUUACAGGAUGCAUCUACAUCACGUCGCAGUAACUUUCCUCGCCAUCUUGACACUAAACCUUCCUCUAGGAAAAUGUGGUCCAGCACGGUCAAUUGCUCUGGUUGCACAGCGUUCACCGAAAAUUCCAAUUUCAAUUCGGGCGCCAUUUAAGCAUUCAGAGACGAUGGUUGCUAGAGGCUAUGGUAAACGUGCGUUUUCAAUUGGAGACUCCCAGUUCGCCCGAGGAUAUGGAAAACGAGGUGGCUCUGAUGAGGUGAGGUUUCCAUUUAAUGGUCAAUCCCAAUCGCAAUUCGCUCGCGGUUUUGGCAAGCGAUUGAGUUUGAGCCAUCCUGAGGCCACGGAAUAUCAAAAUUAUGGAAGCAAGGCUAUGAGCUUCCUGGACGAGGAAGCUAACAACAAUAGCGAGGUGACAAAUGAAACUUCAGAACAAGUUUCAAAUGAAUCCAGCCAAGUUGACGGUGUUCCUGUUGAAUGGGUAGCCAAGGAACUAGCUGACAACCGUGGACUAUUAAAGGCCAUUCUUUAUAGGUUUGUGGAUACAAACAAAGAUGGUUUCCUAACAUCACAGGAGUUUCUGGGUACGUCGAACAAUGAUGGUAACAACAACUCGUAUUAACUGAAAAGGCACAGGAAGGAAGAUUUUAUCCAUUAUAUAUAUAUAUUCCCAAACGUCAGUGAAUGUCACUUCCCGGAAUUAUUUGAAAGAUAUUAAAAAAACUUUCAUUCCAAAUGUCAUUCGAACAUCUUUUUUGAUUUUUGUAAUAGAAAAGAUAUUAGUUGUAUAAAAGGAUGCUAAAAUACUAAAUGGGAAAAGAUAUAAAUAUGAAUGUAUUAAGCAUUAUAUAUUAUAAAUUAAAGAACGCAAAAAUAUGAAAAAAUUCAAGAAAAUAGUAACAAAUCCCUGUAAAAUAUUUAAACUAUAAAAUGUUGCGUGAAUGUACAUUUUAGACUAUCUAAAUCAAAUGUAAUCAACAAAGGAGGAUCUAAAGAUACUAAUAAAAUAUAAACUUAGUUAAAAUUAUAAAAAAUGUUUCUAUGGCUGGAGGAAAUAUUUUUUAUAAUUUUCAUAACAGAAAUUAAGAGACAGAUAAAAGACUAGAGAGGGUCACUCGAUCCCUGAUGAAUUUUUUUAAGAAUAUUAAAAAAAAGAUGAAACGAUACAAAGAAUUAUAAAUAAAUAGAUGAGAAAUUGGAAAAGUAUUAUUAUAAUGUUUUCCAAUAUUAAGUAAAUUAUAUACACAUUUAUAUUAUAUACAUACUGAAUUGUUUUAAAAGACACAACCUGAAUCAUAAUAUGUUAAAAGUUUCAAAAAGAAAAGUCAAGAAAUAUUUAAAGAAAAUGUUCCCAAUUCAAUGAAAAUAGUAUAAAGGAAAGGAACACUAUAUAUCAUAUAUAAUAAUAUAUAAUUCAAAUGUUUCAUCUACUUUUUCCGUUGGCCCAAGAACAAACUAGACGAUAAAAUUGCUAGUUCCGUUGUCAUGUAUACAUAGAGAUCAUAUGAAUGAAAAGUAAUGAUAUUUAAAUAAAAGCAA
Molecule: messenger RNA, 2158 nt
Organism: Hermetia illucens (black soldier fly)
Lineage: Eukaryota; Metazoa; Arthropoda; Insecta; Diptera; Stratiomyidae
Product: allatotropin-like
Exons: 3
Coding region: 633-1241 (202 amino acids)
Source: RefSeq, a predicted model, not a curated record